This is a messenger RNA of Fusarium oxysporum Fo47, 1509 nucleotides long. RefSeq names its product major facilitator superfamily domain-containing protein. The record is from RefSeq and is a predicted model, not a curated record. The coding region runs from base 1 to 1509 and encodes 502 amino acids. Gene Ontology annotation, molecular function: transmembrane transporter activity. Lineage: Eukaryota; Fungi; Ascomycota; Sordariomycetes; Hypocreales; Nectriaceae. Gene Ontology annotation, biological process: transmembrane transport. The transcript has 4 exons.
AUGCCAAACAAAGGCUCACUUCAAGAUGCUGUGCAGGGGAAAGGAGUUCAUAUCGACAGCGACAGUCAUAUCUGCUGGGAUGAAGAUGCUGACCAACACCCCCGGAACUGGAACUUCGGAACAAAGACAUAUACCGCCGCCCUGAUAUGCUGGUUGGAGAUGUACAUGACGGCAAUCAGCUCCUCUGGGACGGCUACUGCAGACUCAGCACGGGAGGAGUAUGGUGUAAGCAGAACGAUGGCUUAUUUCGCCUUCGUCACUAUAUACUUGAUGGGCCAAACCAUAGGUAGUAUAUUCUGCUCACCCAUCUCGGAGGUAUUUGGACGACGAACCAUAUACAUACUUGCGGCAACCAUAUUCUGCAUAUCCUCAGCUAUAGUGGCCGCGGUGCCGUCAAUAAUCGGCGUCUACUUUGGUCGCUUCUUCCAAGGGGUGGCUGCGGCGAUACCCGCAACUGUCGCUUUUGGCAACUUUGACGAUAUGUACAAUGCUGAGCAUAGAAUCUGGGUCGUCUAUGUGUAUACCAUCCUCGGUAUGUUGGGGCUUGCGCUGGGCCCUAUCUACUCGACAUACAUCACUUCGAGCAUAGGCUGGCGUUGGGUAUACUACAUCUCUACAAUGGUCAUGGGUGCCACUUCCGUUGCGUGCCUCUUCACAAGAGAGUCAAACGCAAGCCAAUUACUCGACAAAAUUGUCAAACAAAUACGAGAAGAGACUAGCAUUGAGGACGUAAAAUCUAGCAAUGCUGAAGGAGAAAGGUUUACCGUGGCUGCCUUCGCACAGAACGCUCUCUUACGCCCCUUGCGGUUUCUUGUUACCGAUCCUCUGGUAUUCUUCUGCGCCGUACUAUGCGCCAUCGCAUUUGGUCUCAUCUACGGCUUGACAGAAUCAUUGACCAUCGUCUACACCGCGCCGCCCUUCAACUUUUCGCAAAACAGCUCCAGCCUCGCAUUCCUUGCCAUUGCGAUAGGCGAGGUGCUCAAUAUCCUACCCCGGAUCUACGACGCCCAUACAUACAAGAAAUACCGCAGAACACACCGACGCAUCCUCCCAGAGAGCAAAAUAACCUCGUUCGCCAUCGCAGCUCCGUCUCUCGCCAUCGGCCUGUGGCUCUUCGCCUGGACCAUUCCACCGCGGGUCACGCAUGUUUCUUGGCCUGUGAGCAUGAUUGGUCUGGUAAUGAUCGGAUUCAGUCUCAACGAUUUUACUUACGUGCUUUUCGGAUACGCUACUGAUAGUUAUGGUGAAUAUGCUGCCAGCGCUGUCAGUGCCAUCAGCUUGACGCGCACGCUGACUGCUGCGGUCUUUCCGCUCUUCACGCAUCAGAUGUAUACGGGGCUGGGCAGCAAUGUUGCAACGAGUAUCUUGGCGGCGGUGGCGAGUCUGUUUGCCUUUACACCGUUCUUGUUCUUGAGAUAUGGACAGAGAUUGAGACAUCGAAGCAAGUUUGCGGCGGAUGAUGAGCAGGCUCUGGAGCUGGAGAACCUUCACAUGAAGAAUAAGGAUUAA